UCUUUUCUCUCACUUCGAAGGACACGUUUGAGAAUUUAGAUUGAUCAAGAAACGCAGAAGUUAGAACACUGUUUUCAUACGCCUCACUGUGUUGUCCCUUAUUUUAGCGACACUCCAGAAAGCAGAAUUGAUCGACCCCAGUCACUGUCCCAUUGGUUGUAAGGACAGGAGGAGACUGAAGUCUCCAUGUGCCAGCCUGUGCCCGUAUCCCUGGUGGUUUAACUAAAUAGCUUUCUGUCUUCAUUCUUCCUAUCUUCUAUUCUUUGCUGCAGUUUUUUUUACAUUAUUCGUAAGCAGAAAUGCUCAAGGUGUAUGGAAGGAAACUAGUUUUAUUUGCCAAUGGGCUGCGAUUUUCCCUCCUGGGUUUUGCCCCCCUGCCGUUCCCCAGGCGAAUGCGCGAUUCCGGACACCACCCCACAACCCCCAAGCCCAGAUUGUGUCCGGCCUGAUGUGGGGGUCACCGCCGGCUCCCGGAGCUCCGGGUCGGCUCCCCCGGCUGCAGCAGCGAGGUGAGUGUUCCAGGCUACUCGGAGCCCAUUGACAGGGAGAUGUCAGUGUGACCCGCAUUCUGCGAAAUGGUGGAAUUAUUGGUAUUCAGUCAAGUUCAUCGUCGUCCAGGCCUUUAAUCAGGCCAGAUUGAUAGAGACCGAGGGAGCUACUCUCGAAUUCGUCCACCCCUCCCGAACAAGGCACUUUAACUUUCAGCUCUCCAAACCGAGCCGCUGCCCAGCUGGAGUGGGAUAAAUCGGAGGGAUUCAGGUACCAAGAGAAACCCAACGGGUUUACCCUGGGUUAAUUCACCAGCAUGAUGUCCUAUAUGAAGCAACCACACUACGCAGUUAAUGGACUGACACUCACUGGCCCUGGUAUGGAUCUCUUACACUCUGCAGUUGGCUAUCAAACCACUCCGAGGAAACAGCGCCGGGAGAGAACGACCUUCACCAGAGCGCAGCUCGAUAUUUUGGAAGCGCUCUUUGCCAAGACCCGCUACCCUGACAUCUUCAUGCGGGAAGAGGUGGCUCUGAAGAUCAAUUUACCCGAAUCCAGAGUCCAGGUUUGGUUUAAGAACCGUCGUGCGAAGUGCCGCCAGCAGCAGCAGCAGAGCAGCGGCCAAGCUAAGGCACGGCCGGCCAAAAAGAAGACCUCUCCGACACGGGACGCCAGCUCAGAGACCAGCGCCAGCGGCCACUACAGCCCAACACCGGCAGGCACGGCUGGCAGCGCCAGCUCCAUCUCCAAUGCCAACGUGUCCAUCUGGAGCCCAGCCUCCAUCUCUCCGAUCCCAGACCCGCUCUCCUCAUCCGCCACCUCGUGCAUGCAGCGUUCCGCCGCCUAUCCCAUGACCUACAGCCAAGCCCAGGGGUACAAUCAGAGUUACGCCGGCUCCUCUCCCUACUUCAGCGGCCUGGACUGCGGACCGUACCUGUCCCCCAUGCACCCACAGCUGCCCGCCCCAGGGGCUGCGCUGAGCCCUCUGAGUACCCCGACCAUGGGAGGUCACCUGAGCCAGUCUCCGGCCUCCCUGUCCGCCCAAGGUUACGGCUCGGCCAGCCUGGCUUUCAACACCGUCGAGUGCCUGGACUACAAGGACCAGAGCUCCUCCUGGAAGCUGAACUUUGGCACCAGCGACUGCUUGGAUUACAAGGACCAAACCUCCUGGAAGUUCCAGGUCUUGUAAAUCCGAGCUGGCCGAGAUGCCACGAAAGCUCGGGGCUGACCCAAAUCCAGUUUCGAGAUGGGGGCUGUGGGUGAUGGGCUAGUUGGGGGGAAGCCACCAAGCCGCAAAAAAAAACCAAUCACUUUGUCAAGGUUGGAGGAUGGGUUACUGUAACUUGUUUUACCAUUAAUAACUCGGCUGGGGUGGGGGGGGGGGCAGAAGGAAGGAUUUUUUACGUUAAAAGCUAAAUGGAGGGAGGGACAAGUAAAUUCAAUCAAAUGGAACAACUUUGCAAAACCUUCAAUGAGGACAGAAACCUUCCCCUUCAGUGGGAUUUCUACCGCCCCCUCCCACUUUCAGAUAAACACUCUUAUUUAUGAAUUCUGGGGAAUUAACGAGCUGGGGAGGGAAAGUGCAGUGUGAGUGCAUUUUCUUUUUCUUUUGCAUUUUGUUCCUGUUAUUGUUGGGAAGAUGUACAUGUAAACACCUAAUCAGCCGAUGCAGCACAUCCACUUAACCCUUCAAUACCCACCCUCAGAAAUAUUAGCAGCUGUUGUGUUAGGGAGAGGGAUCUGGGAUUCUCUGUAAUGAGAUGAUCCAACCUCAGAGACACUGGACACAUCUGACCACAUUUCCCCCAAUCCCACCUCUCUCUCCCUCUCACUUAGUCUUUGCAAUUUCCUCUUUAAACUUUUUCCUUUUGGGAGUUUAAAUGAGGAAAUGUCUGGGCAGAUUCACAAACCUGGUUCACAUGGAUUAGCUGUUUGUUUUUUUUCAGGGAAUUGACAGAAUGGAGCGACUGUAUUCCGCCUGUCUCUGUAGGACACAGUCAGAUGGUCCUCACCAUCUCCAAUUUGUGGGAGGACGACUGUGAAUUUGUAUUGUAUCUGGAACCACCUUCAGUCACCAUAUCUGAAAGCAUUAGCCCUAAUUACCCUGUGGACGGAUUAUAAUGGGGUGACACUCCAUGGAGAAGGAGGCUUUGUUCUCUGAUUACAAAUCUACCUCUUUGUCCAUGGUUCAGAGUGCAUGUGUGUAUCUGAGCGCGUGUCUGAGCGCACGUCUGUCUUUCUGAGUGUAUGUUCAUGCGUGUGUGUGUCUUGAGUGUGGGUGUCUAAGUGUGUGCUUGUGUGUGUGUAUGUCCGGGUGUGUGUGUAUGCAUGUGUGUGUGUGUAUGUGUAUCUGUGUGUGUCUGUGAGUGUGUGUGAGUAUGUUUGUGUGUGUCUGUGUGUGUGGUACUGGAUUACACUUCACUGUCAAUUGUUUGGCCAUUUCUGAGCUGGGACGUUUUAACCACCCAGUUUGUGUGACAGAAGUUACCUCAAUAUCAGAAUAAACCAAACAGCACUCAGACAGAACAAAGGGGCCUUCAGUCUGGCUGGACAGCUACCUUGAUUGGUCUGAUCGAAAUCAGGAAGCACUGAGAUCAGAAACACGCCCCAUCACUUCUAAAUUAAUCUGGAAAUGCAAGGGUUGUGGGGAAGGCCAGGAUUUAUUGCUCCUUGAGAAGGUGGGGUUGAGCUGCUCUCUUGAACCACUGCAGUCCAUGUGCUGUGGGUUGAUCCAGAAUGCCCUUAGGGAGGGAAUUCCACGAUUUUGACCCAGUGACAGUGAAGGAACGGCGAUAUAUUUCCAAGUCGGGAUGGUGAGUGGCUUGGAAGGAAACUUGGAGGUGGUGGUGUUCCCAUGUAUCUGCUGCCCUUGUCCUUCUAUAUGGAAGAGGUCAUGUGUUUGGAAGGUGCUGUCUGAGGAUCUUUGGUGAAUUUCUGCAGGGCAUCUUAAAGACAGUAGACACUGCUGCGAGUGAACGUUGGUUGUGGAGGGAGUGGGAUGUUUGUGGAUGUGGUGCCCUUACCCUUCCAGAUGUUGGGAAUCACUGGUUUACAAAAUGCUGCCAAGGAACCUACUGCAGCGUCUUGCCAUAUUUGAAAAGCUAAGUCCUACUUUCUUCACCACAUAGUAACAGUUUGGAGUGCCAUCCUCCACCAACUGCAUUGCCUGUUGAUCAUGGAGCUGCCCUGGUUCUGUUCACUGGAUUCACUGCACCGACCAGCAGGGCUAUAGGUCAGGAUGGUGGUGUGAGGUGGUGGGGUUGCACGGAGUUAGUAUUGAGAGCUCCCACCUCUGGCUGGAACCCAGUUCCUUCAGCCAAAAGGCAGAAUAAGAACAGACCCGAAGAUAGACCCUUGCCUUGGCUUUGCACAGCACCCACUUCCCUGCAGUGGGCCUUUGUUAACUACUGAGCCAUAUGACCUCAACUGUAGUGGCUUCCAGCCAAUGGAAGUCCCUCAAGACGUGUAUCAAGCCCAGAAGCAGUGAAUAUAUUUUUCUGUGAUUCUGGACUUGUCUUUCGGAUGCUUUAAGAGGCUGAUUGACAUUGAAAGUCAGCACUGAGAGCUUUGCUGCCGAGGUGCGCUCAAUGAUUAAGCAACCACAUGUUCCACCAAUGGGUGAGGAUAUCUCCCGAGGAGCAGCGUCUUUAGCAGGAAUCCCUUGCCUGCGGUGCGCCGCUGAUUGUACAUGGUAUUCUUGACCUCUAGGCUGCAGGAGGAAGAAGUGGGUCAGGUGCCCAAGCCCCUGCCAAGGCGAGCAUGCCGAGUGUAAGAAUAAGAUUCAGACCUGAGCUUGUGUGAAGUCUACUUUAGGGAAGUUGGUACCUUUUGCCCAGCAGCUUGAGUUGUUGGUGGGGGAUGGACCUACAGUACAAGUUACUAUAGGAUAUGGGAAUGAAAAAUGGGACCAACUCUCCAAAACCCUUUUCUUGGAAUAUUUUCCAUGCUGGCCGCUUGGCCACCAGUGCCUGGGAUCUUUCUUUGUUGAUUUGUUGAUCUCCAUCUUAUUUCCAUGUCCUCUUGACCGAAACUGGAGAUUUAUCCUUUCUGGGAUCACCCAUGUGCCAAGGGCAGGCAACGCUGUACAUCUUGCCAUGAAGAUCUGGACUUGGAGAAUGGCAGCUCUCAGUGAGUGACCGUCAGUGGACCAUGAAACACUAUCCCUGAGGAAGAAACAUUACCCUCUCUCCUGACACUGGGUGAAGAUAGAACUCACAGUGUAGUCCAAGGGGAGUUGUUGCCUUUGGAGAAAUUGGGGAAGAUCUGGGCUAAAAGAAUCUAGUGACAGUCCAUUGGGAAGUUGGAGUUAAAACUGUCUCUGAUUGCACUCCUUUUCAGCGUGAGUUUGCUACGGGAGAUUUAUCACUGAUCUGUCACACAGCCAGAAAUGGCCAAAUAUUUGCAUUGGUCAGAUUCCUUUCCACCUUCUGCCUCCCCCAAGCAGUUUUAAUUUCUCUGGUCUCCCCGCUGCUUGGUAGCUUUGUGUCCUGUCACUUAUCGCUAUUUGUGGGGAUCGAAUUCACAGCGAGUGUUAUGAAACAGGUUAGUGACCGCCACGCAGAGGGCACUGAGCCGCAGAAGUUGGCAUCAAGUCGCAUCUUGAGUUCUGCCCCACUUUUGGCUGGUGGAUCCCAGAAUGAAAAUGCCACGCUACAGACGCUUCCCUGGCAAGAGAGAUACAUGGACAUACAAGUGAUGUUAGACCACUCACCCUGGGCAAUACCCUCUGCAUGUUAAUAAGUCCUACAGACCAACCCUUCCAUGCUACCUCUGCAAGCCAGUCUCACCAACAGUAAAGAGCUUACCUAUACAAUUGUAAAAAGAAUUAAGAUAUUAAUAAAUAGAACAGCAAUAAUUUAAAAUAAAUUAAUAGACAAUCUCAUCUUGUUUUUAAAAAAAGCUUGUACGUUGGGGAUUAAUAUAAAUCAUCUUUGUUGGUUUUUAAUGAUUUGUAUUUAGUUUUACGAUAAAGCAGAAAAAGCCCCUGUUUUUUAGAAGUAAGGUUUAGUGGACAUGUCGAAGCAGAACAAAAUAAGCGUUGCACAGAUAUUUUUCAAUAAUGUAUUUAUUUGUUUAGUCUUGGCAACACAAUUUUUGGAAUCGAUGUGAUGACUUCCUUAAUUAAUUGUCAUUAAAGUAAGAUUGGAGAAAUUUCAUUGGAAAAUAAAGGUUAAUUACUGAG
Messenger RNA from Stegostoma tigrinum, 5671 nucleotides. Its product is annotated as homeobox protein otx5-like. The record is from RefSeq and is a predicted model, not a curated record. Lineage: Eukaryota; Metazoa; Chordata; Chondrichthyes; Orectolobiformes; Stegostomatidae. The coding region runs from base 806 to 1678 and encodes 290 amino acids. Gene Ontology annotation, molecular function: DNA-binding transcription factor activity, RNA polymerase II-specific; RNA polymerase II cis-regulatory region sequence-specific DNA binding. Gene Ontology annotation, cellular component: nucleus. Gene Ontology annotation, biological process: multicellular organism development; regulation of transcription by RNA polymerase II. The transcript is spliced from 5 exons.